Molecule: messenger RNA, 3740 nt
Organism: Mastomys coucha (southern multimammate mouse)
Lineage: Eukaryota; Metazoa; Chordata; Mammalia; Rodentia; Muridae
Gene: Cyth3
Product: cytohesin 3
Exons: 13
Coding region: 2-1360 (452 amino acids)
Biological process (GO): regulation of ARF protein signal transduction
Molecular function (GO): guanyl-nucleotide exchange factor activity
Source: RefSeq, a predicted model, not a curated record
CAUGAGGCCACAGCGAAAAGAUGGCCAUCUUGAGAACAGCUCUCACCAGACACUGACGUUCCUCUGGACACCAGUCAUAGACUCCAGCCUCCAGAACUGGAAGACAUACAUUUCUGUACUUUCUAAGCAGCUUGAUCAAGAGCAUCUUGUUACAGCAGUCCAGACAGACAGAAGGUGUAGAGGCUGGAGAAAUGUGCCCGAAGACCUGUCAUUAGAAGAGCGAGAAGAACUUUUGGACAUUCGUAGAAGAAAAAAGGAACUUAUUGAUGACAUUGAGAGGCUGAAAUAUGAAAUUGCAGAAGUGAUGACGGAGAUUGACAACCUGACUUCAGUGGAGGAGAGCAAAACUACUCAGAGGAACAAGCAAAUAGCCAUGGGAAGGAAGAAAUUCAACAUGGACCCCAAAAAGGGCAUUCAGUUCCUAAUUGAGAAUGACCUGCUGCAGAGCUCCCCAGAGGAUGUCGCCCAGUUUCUGUACAAAGGAGAGGGCCUGAACAAGACUGUCAUUGGAGACUACCUGGGUGAGAGGGAUGAUUUUAAUAUCAAAGUUCUUCAGGCUUUCGUUGAGCUGCAUGAGUUUGCUGAUCUCAACCUUGUCCAGGCCUUAAGGCAGUUCCUAUGGAGCUUCAGACUUCCUGGAGAGGCACAGAAGAUUGACCGCAUGAUGGAGGCCUUCGCAUCCCGAUACUGUCUGUGCAACCCUGGAGUCUUCCAGUCCACAGAUACAUGCUACGUGCUUUCCUUUGCCAUCAUCAUGCUCAACACCAGCUUGCACAACCACAAUGUGCGGGACAAGCCCACUGCCGAGCGCUUUAUCACCAUGAACCGAGGCAUCAAUGAGGGCGGGGACCUUCCUGAGGAGCUGCUGAGGAACUUGUAUGAAAGUAUCAAGAAUGAGCCUUUUAAGAUCCCAGAAGACGAUGGCAAUGACCUGACACACACGUUCUUCAAUCCAGACCGAGAAGGCUGGCUGCUGAAGUUGGGGGGUCGUGUGAAGACCUGGAAAAGGCGCUGGUUCAUCCUCACAGAUAACUGCCUCUACUACUUUGAGUACACCACGGACAAGGAGCCCAGGGGGAUCAUCCCCCUAGAGAACCUCAGCAUCAGGGAGGUGGAGGACCCUCGGAAACCGAACUGCUUUGAGCUGUAUAACCCCAGUCACAAAGGGCAAGUCAUCAAAGCCUGCAAGACAGAGGCAGAUGGCCGUGUGGUGGAGGGGAACCAUGUUGUGUACCGGAUCUCUGCCCCCAGCCCUGAGGAGAAGGAGGAGUGGAUGAAGUCCAUCAAAGCAAGCAUCAGUAGGGACCCGUUCUAUGACAUGUUGGCCACGAGGAAAAGGAGGAUUGCCAACAAGAAAUAGAGAAAUGUCAAGACCCAGACUCCAGCAGAUACACUGGCCUCACAAGCAGCAGGACUGGGGGGCAGUGUGUUCUCUACGGGUCCUCCGGAACAGCCAGCCAAGGCCCGAGCCAUCAAGCCUGUGCUCUGGGACAUUGGUCAGCUGUGAGCAUCUCCUUCCUGCCACCGUCCUGGCGUUGACCUUUGGGGACCCUUGUCCACAACAGCACCUAGUGAUACAGCCUCCAGAUCUGCACAGCUCACAUGGACUCCCGUUCUGGAGCCAGAGCCUCAUCCACACCAUGCCACACCUGCUCUUUGGGGCAGCACUAGAUGUUCUAGAAGUCGCUGUUUUAUAUCAAAAUGGGAAAGGAAAACCUACCACUUUUUUAUUCAGAAUUUUUCUCAGAUAUAUAGGAUUAUAGCUUUUAUAUGCCUUUUUAUAUUCUGAAAAUUAUAAUGAAAGAUAAUUUCUAACAGUAGUAUUUUUAGAAUGGCAGCUAUAAACUUAACUCCUGGACACAAGUAUAUACUGUGCACUGAAAACAGUCUACAUAUGCAGCCCCCAAGCACUUGGGGCAGGAGCAGCUGGGGCACAGUCAUCCUGACACAGAGUGUCAGCUGGGGCGCAGGCAGCCAUGCUGGGAGAAGAGGCAUGAGGACCAGUGUGUUUGGGAGACUCAGGUGUGACUGCCACUUCCCCUCACAUGCUUCUCUAAGAUGAAUCAGUAAGGUAUGGCUAUGGUCAGGGUAUUUAUCCUGUCAGUCUUCUCUGGAAGCAGGCCACUUACGUAUAAAACCUCAUUAAACUGUUUGACCUUCGUAUAGAGACAGUUCCAUGUGGUACGACUGCACAUGGCUCAUGACUUUGGUACUUUUGUUGCUUGCUGUUUCAAACUUCAGUUAAGUGCUGAUAAAUAUUUUGAUGUAGUGAGUAGGCAGAAGCAGCCAGAAGUAAUCCACUUGUCCUCUGGCAGUGCCAUGUUUUCCAACAUUUGACAUCCUUUUGAUGAAGAUGGCACUGAGGGACACCUGUGGCAUCUAGACCCCUAUAUAUACCAGUGUAUGACUUCAGGGCACAUGUGCUUGGGCUGAGACUGUGUAAGGUGAGAGGGCCCAUUCAUGGCUUGUUUGGAAAGUGGCCUUCCCCUGUAGACCUUUGCUACUGUCUGCACACACACCUGGAGCUUGUGUUCUGAGGGCCCUUGAAAACCGCCAACCAAAUGCCCUCACACAAGACUUUGAGUGAGCUGUCUUGAGGCUUUUUGCCUCUGACCUUGGUGGUAGCUGUCAUCUAAGAUGGCACAGAGGGAUGUGAAGGCCAAAACUCUCUCAUGCACCAGACUGAUCACUUCCUAGUUUAUUCCCAAGCUUCUAGGCUUUACUUUUACUAAUACCUCAAAUCUGAAACCCUUGCAUCUGAGCUGCCUGGCUGGUGUGUAUGCAGCCUGGCUUCCAGUCUUCCAUGAUCCUUCUCCCCUACCCCACUCUCUGCCUUCGCCACCUCAGACCUGAACUUACUACUGGUGGGGCACCUGCUGGGAGGUGGGAACUGGCAUUCCUUUUGUCAGGACCAUGGUGAGCUAGUUGGAUGUUCAACCCAGGUGUGGCCUUGGGCAACCUAGCUCUCUGUUGGAUAUCGAGGAUGUUAAAUAUGAGGCUACCUAAUGUUGUCUUUAAUGCCAUAGUCAUCUUUGAGGAGACCUUACCUUAUGGCUAUUGGUUUGCCUGAUGGCUGUUGGUGCUAAGAAUCCUAAGUUACUGGCUCUUGGAUUAUCCACGUGGAGUCACCUAACUCAGGUUAUGUUGUGACAGUGUUAUUAACCCCAAGGGCAUCUGCCACUCCCAGAGCUUGUAAAGGCUCAGGCUCAUGCCCUCCACCCUUUGUCUGCACUCAUCAGUGAAGCAUUAAGCCCCACUCUGGCCAAGACAGUUUCCUGUCCUGCUGGGCCCUGGGCAUCAUUUCUGGGUUUCAGAACACUUGAUGUGGUACUGCAGUGUAACUAGGAACCAUUUGGAGAUGCAGCGACUUACUGUGCUUCGUGUCAUACUGAGUUCAGAGCUCCAGGUGUGCUUUGCUGACAAGUUAGGUCGUUACAGACCAGAAACCAUAAGUUGUGAUUUCUUCUUUUUAUCUUAGAAAACAUUUCUAUUUACAAUAAAUAGUUACUAUGUAAAUAAUGUACAUAUGUAUUAAUUUCUUCAGUGUUAUACAAUGUAUAUACUCCUACAACCUGCAUGAAAAAAUAUCCUAUUAAUGUUGAUAUCAGAAUUUCUGGCUAUUUUAUUGCAAAGCAAACAUCUAGUAAAAUGGGAGGGCCUUACAGCUGCCAGAACUAUUGCAAAUACUGUGUUCCCAUUGCAAAUACUGUGUUCCCUAAAUAAAAACAUACUGCUAAAAC